AUGGCAAACAACGACGCCCCACAAGACGACGCCGAGGUUUUUCACGAUACCGUUACUCACGGUGUUGACGCAGUUAUCAACCGUGUAGCUGUGAAAAUACCGCCGUUUUGGCCCGAACACCCAGAAUUAUGGCUAUCGCAGAUCGAAGCCCAAUUCGUUCUGGCGGGAAUAACCUCGGACGAAACGAAAUUUAACACAAUCCUAGCGUCAAUCGAAGCACCGGUGUUGGCCCGAAUUGCCGACGCCAUCGUCAACCAACCACGCACAGGCAAGUACGAAAAUUUGAAAUCGUGCAUCCUGGAACGCUUCUGCGAAAGCGAACAAAAGAAAAUCCAGAAGUUAAUAUCGGAGACCGACCUUGGUGACAAGCGCCCCACGCAACUGCUCAACGAGUUAAACGCACUAGCCGCAAACAAAGUUCAAGAAUCUUUCUGA
Molecule: messenger RNA, 435 nt
Organism: Drosophila nasuta
Lineage: Eukaryota; Metazoa; Arthropoda; Insecta; Diptera; Drosophilidae
Exons: 1
Coding region: 1-435 (144 amino acids)
Source: RefSeq, a predicted model, not a curated record